Rhopilema esculentum is the source of this 8126-nucleotide messenger RNA. RefSeq names its product pre-mRNA-processing-splicing factor 8. The record is from RefSeq and is a predicted model, not a curated record. Gene Ontology annotation, biological process: mRNA splicing, via spliceosome; spliceosomal tri-snRNP complex assembly. Gene Ontology annotation, molecular function: pre-mRNA intronic binding; U1 snRNA binding; metallopeptidase activity. Gene Ontology annotation, cellular component: catalytic step 2 spliceosome; U5 snRNP. NCBI's taxonomy places the organism in Eukaryota, Metazoa, Cnidaria, Scyphozoa, Rhizostomeae, Rhizostomatidae.
UAUGCAAGUCUACCCUCUGCGAAGGAAACUACGGAACGCAUGCGUUUUUCAAUCGCAAGUUGGCCUAAGGUUUUUGCACAACGGUACGCACACCGUGAAAGAAAACUUUUACUUCUUCAAGUCUGAUUGGCCCGGACUAAUUUGCCGCCAUCAUGGCGGACAGGAACUACUUUGGAGGGCCAAACAUGAGCGAAGAAAAGCUGCAGGAAAAAGCUCGAAAAUGGCAACAGCUGCAAUCAAAGAGGUAUGCAGAGAAAAGAAAGUUUGGAUUUGUGGAGGCACAGAAGGAGGAUAUGCCUCCAGAACAUGUGAGAAAAAUCAUCAGAGAUCAUGGAGACAUGACAAGCCGAAAAUACAGACAUGAUAAGCGAGUGUAUCUUGGUGCCCUGAAAUACAUGCCGCAUGCUGUGUUAAAGCUGCUGGAGAACAUGCCAAUGCCUUGGGAGCAGAUUCGUGAUGUCAGAGUCUUGUAUCACAUUACUGGUGCUAUAACAUUUGUGGACGAGAUUCCUUGGGUAGUGGAGCCCAUCUAUCUUGCACAGUGGGGGACAAUGUGGAUUCAGAUGAGACGAGAAAAGAGAGAUCGGCGCCAUUUCAAACGAAUGCGUUUCCCGCCAUUUGACGACGAAGAGCCUCCAUUGGAUUAUGCUGAUAACAUCCUGGAUGUUGAGCCUCUUGAAGCGAUUCAGUUGGACCUCGAUCGGGAUGAAGACUCGCCUGUAUGCGAAUGGUUUUACGACCAUAAACCACUCAUCGAUAGCGGGAUGAUCAAUGGCGAGACAUACAGAAAGUGGAACUUAACCCUUCCCAUUCUGUCAACAUUGUAUCGCCUUGGAAACCAGUUGCUGACUGAUCUUGUCGACGACAAUUAUUUCUACCUGUUCGACUUGAAGUCAUUUUUCACAGCCAAAGCCCUAAACAUUGCCAUCCCUGGCGGGCCUAAAUUUGAGCCUCUUGUCCGUGAUCAAAACACUCUUGAUGAGGACUGGAACGAGUUCAACGACAUCAACAAAAUCAUCAUAAGGCAGCCAGUCAGAACUGAAUACAGAAUUGCCUUUCCAUACCUGUACAACAACUUUACGCAGCAUGUCCAUCUGUCUUGGUAUCACACUCCCUCGGUGGUUUUCAUCAAGACAGAAGACCCCGAUUUGCCCGCGUUCUAUUUCGAUCCUCUCAUCAAUCCGAUAUCACAUCGUCACAGCAUUAAGGUGAGCGAGCCACAACCUGAUGAUGAUGAUGACUUUGAACUGCCCGAUGAGUUUCAGCCAUUUAUGCAGGAUUAUCCACUGUACACUGACAACACUGCCAAUGGAAUCGCAUUGUUAUGGGCACCGCGACCAUUUAAUCUGAGAUCAGGACUAGCAAGGAGGGCACUUGAUAUACCGCUGGUCAAGUCAUGGUACCAGGAGCAUUGUCCUGCAGGGAUGCCGGUGAAGGUGCGAGUCUCGUACCAAAAGCUUCUCAAGUACUUUGUUUUGAAUGCACUUCAUCACCGUCCUCCGAAAGCAAUGAACAAAAGAUACUUGUUCCGCUCCUUCAAAGCAACGAAGUUCUUCCAGAGCACCAAGCUAGACUGGGUCGAGGCUGGCCUGCAAGUCUGUCGUCAAGGCUACAACAUGCUAAAUCUGUUGAUUCACAGAAAGAACCUGAACUACCUCCACUUGGACUACAACUUCAAUUUGAAGCCAGUGAAAACGCUGACGACAAAAGAGCGUAAGAAGUCGCGUUUUGGAAACGCCUUCCAUCUUUGCCGUGAGAUUCUUCGUUUGACCAAGCUUGUGGUCGACUCACAUGUUCAGUACCGACUCGGAAAUGUCGAUGCUUUCCAGCUUGCCGACGGCAUUCAGUACGUCUUCGCCCACGUGGGUCAACUGACUGGAAUGUACAGGUACAAAUACAAACUGAUGAAGCAGAUUCGGAUGUGCAAAGAUCUCAAGCAUGUAAUCUACCACCGAUUCAACACUGGACCAGUUGGCAAAGGUCCAGGCUGCGGUAUCUGGGCGCCAGGUUGGCGUGUCUGGUUGUUCUUCUUGCGUGGCAUUGUCCCACUUCUUGAGAGAUGGCUGGGCAAUUUGCUUGCCAGGCAGUUUGAGGGUCGCCACUCCAAGGGAGUUGCAAAGACAGUCACUAAGCAGCGAGUGGAGAGUCACUAUGAUCUGGAGCUCAGGGCAGCUGUCAUGCACGACAUUUUGGACAUGAUGCCUGAAGGAAUCAAGCAGAACAAAGCAAGGACCAUCCUGCAGCAUCUUAGCGAGGCAUGGAGAUGCUGGAAGGCAAACAUUCCUUGGAAGGUGCCAGGCCUGCCAAUCCCUGUCGAGAACAUGAUACUUCGAUAUGUGAAAGCGAAAGCUGAUUGGUGGACCAACACAGCCCAUUAUAACAGAGAGCGAAUCAGAAGGGGGGCCACCGUCGACAAAACCGUGUGCAAAAAGAAUCUUGGAAGGCUGACACGUCUUUACUUGAAGGCUGAGCAGGAGCGCCAGCAUAACUAUUUGAAGGACGGACCAUACAUUUCAGCAGAGGAAGCCGUGGCAAUAUACACAACCACAGUUCAUUGGCUUGAGAGCAGAAGAUUCUCGCCGAUCCCCUUCCCGCCAUUAUCAUACAAGCAUGACACCAAACUGCUCAUUCUUGCUUUGGAGAAACUGAAAGAAGCCUACAGUGUAAAGAGCCGUUUGAACCAGUCGCAAAGAGAAGAACUCGGCCUGAUUGAACAAGCCUACGACAAUCCCCACGAGGCCCUGUCUAGGAUCAAACGUCAUCUCCUGACGCAGCGUGCUUUCAAGGAGGUCGGCAUCGAAUUCAUGGACUUGUACAGCCAUCUCGUUCCCGUUUAUGACGUCGAGCCAUUGGAGAAGAUCACCGAUGCAUACCUCGAUCAGUACCUUUGGUAUGAGGCUGAUAAAAGGAGGCUGUUUCCUCCAUGGAUUAAGCCAGCAGAUACGGAGCCUCCUCCACUACUUGUAUACAAAUGGUGCCAGGGCAUCAACAAUCUUCAAGACGUGUGGGAUUCCAGUGAGGGCGAAUGCAACGUAAUGAUGGAAGCGAAAUUCGACAAGUUGUACGAAAAGAUUGAUUUGACGCUGCUUAACAGACUUCUGCGGCUUAUAGUCGACCACAAUAUUGCUGAUUACAUGACUGCCAAAAACAACGUGGUCGUCAAUUACAAGGACAUGAACCACACCAAUUCCUAUGGUAUCAUCAGAGGCCUUCAGUUUGCCUCGUUCAUUGUUCAGUAUUAUGGCCUCGUGCUGGAUCUGCUAGUCCUUGGCCUACGCAGAGCAAGCGAGAUGGCUGGACCGCCCCAAAUGCCAAACGACUUCCUCACGUACCAGCGUGUUGACAUAGAAGCGUCUCAUCCAAUCAGAUUGUACUCCAGAUACAUCGAUCGCGUACACGUGUUUUUCAGAUUUACUGCAGAAGAGGCGCGGGACCUGAUCCAAAGAUACCUGACAGAACACCCGGAUCCAAACAACGAAAACAUAGUCGGCUACAACAACAAGAAAUGCUGGCCCAGGGAUGCAAGGAUGCGCCUUAUGAAGCAUGACGUCAACCUUGGCCGCGCUGUAUUCUGGGAUAUAAAGAACAGGCUGCCAAGGUCAAUCACAACCUUGAAGUGGGAAGACAGUUUUGUGUCGGUUUACAGCAAGGACAACCCUAACCUGCUCUUCAAUAUGGGCGGAUUCGAGUGCCGAAUUCUGCCCAAGAUCCGGAUGAUAAGAGAGGAAUUCACCUACCGGGAUGGCAUUUGGAACCUUCAAAAUGAGGUUACGAAAGAAAGAACUGCUCAGUGUUUUCUUCGGGUAGACGAUGAAUCAAUGUCGAAGUUUCAUAACAGAGUUAGACAGAUUCUCAUGGCCUCCGGUUCAACAACAUUUACGAAGAUUGUCAACAAAUGGAACACUGCCCUAAUCGGCCUAAUGACUUACUAUAGAGAGGCAGUCGUCAACACUCAGGAAUUGCUCGACCUACUCGUCAAAUGCGAAAACAAGAUCCAAACGCGUAUAAAGAUUGGUUUGAAUUCCAAAAUGCCUAGCCGUUUCCCGCCAGUUGUUUUCUACACACCCAAAGAACUUGGCGGUCUAGGUAUGCUUUCAAUGGGCCACGUUCUCAUUCCACAGUCUGAUUUAAGGUGGUCAAAGCAAACCGACGCGGGAAUCACCCAUUUCCGGUCAGGAAUGAGUCACGACGAAGACCAGCUGAUUCCAAACUUGUACAGAUACGUGCAGCCCUGGGAAAGCGAGUUCAUCGACUCACAAAGAGUCUGGGCCGAGUAUGCGCUCAAGCGACAGGAAGCGAAUGCGCAAAACAGGCGACUCACAUUAGAAGAUCUAGAAGACUCUUGGGAUAGGGGUAUUCCCCGAAUCAACACGCUCUUCCAGAAGGACAGGCACACCUUGGCCUACGACAAAGGAUGGAGGGUCCGAACCGACUUCAAGCAGUACCAGGUGCUAAAACAGAACCCAUUCUGGUGGACCCAUCAGAGGCACGACGGAAAACUGUGGAAUUUGAACAACUACCGCACAGAUAUGAUCCAAGCAUUAGGGGGCGUAGAGGGAAUCUUGGAACACACCUUGUUCAAAGGGACAUACUUCCCAACCUGGGAAGGUCUAUUUUGGGAGAAAGCAAGUGGCUUUGAGGAGUCGAUGAAAUACAAAAAGUUGACAAAUGCCCAAAGAUCAGGUCUGAAUCAAAUCCCAAACAGAAGAUUCACUUUGUGGUGGUCGCCUACUAUCAACAGAGCCAACGUCUACGUCGGUUUCCAAGUGCAGCUUGAUUUGACUGGAAUAUUUAUGCAUGGCAAAAUCCCGACGCUGAAAAUCUCAUUGAUUCAGAUAUUCCGUGCUCAUUUGUGGCAGAAGGUUCACGAGAGCGUUGUCAUGGAUCUCUGUCAGGUCUUUGAUCAAGAACUCGAUGCUUUGGAAAUCGAGACAGUUCAGAAAGAGACAAUUCAUCCCCGAAAGUCGUACAAAAUGAACAGCUCCUGCGCAGAUAUUUUGCUCUUUGCUGCGUACAAAUGGAACGUGUCAAAACCUUCGCUUCUCGCCGAUUCAAAGGACACAAUGGAUAACACAACCACUCAGAAAUAUUGGGUCGAUGUUCAGCUUCGAUGGGGUGACUACGAUUCCCAUGACAUCGAGAGAUACUCACGUGCUAAAUUCCUGGAUUACACCACCGACAAUAUGAGCAUUUAUCCAUCACCGACUGGAGUUCUCAUUGCUAUAGAUCUUGCCUACAAUCUACACAGUGCGUUUGGCAAUUGGAUUCCUGGCAUGAAGCCACUGAUCCAGCAGGCAAUGGCCAAGAUAAUGAAGGCGAAUCCUGCCUUGUAUGUGCUGAGGGAGCGCAUCAGAAAGGCGCUUCAACUGUACAGCAGUGAACCGACUGAGCCAUAUCUCUCGUCACAGAAUUACGGAGAGUUGUUCUCGAAUCAGAUCAUCUGGUUUGUGGACGAUACCAACGUCUACAGGGUGACAAUUCAUAAAACUUUUGAAGGCAACUUAACAACGAAGCCGAUCAAUGGUGGUAUCUUCAUUUUCAACCCAAGAACUGGUCAGUUGUUUUUGAAAAUCAUUCACACCUCAGUCUGGGCCGGACAGAAGCGUCUCGGACAGCUUGCCAAAUGGAAAACCGCUGAAGAAGUUGCAGCUUUGAUUCGGUCGUUGCCAGUUGAGGAACAGCCAAAACAGAUUAUUGUCACAAGGAAAGGAAUGUUGGAUCCUCUCGAGGUUCAUCUGCUCGAUUUCCCCAACAUCGUCAUCAAAGGCAGCGAGUUGCAGCUUCCCUUCCAAGCAUGCCUCAAGGUCGAGAAACUGGGCGACUUGAUUCUCAAAGCAACUGAGCCGCAGAUGGUCUUAUUUAACCUCUACGAUGAUUGGCUGAAAACCAUUUCUUCAUACACUGCCUUCUCGCGUCUCAUUCUCAUACUGAGGGCACUUCACGUCAACACUGACCGCACCAAAGUCAUCCUGAAGCCUGAUAAAACGACGAUCACGGAGGCGCAUCAUAUCUGGCCGACCCUUACUGAUGAUGAGUGGGUGAGAGUUGAGGUUGCCCUGAAGGAUCUCAUUCUUGCUGAUUACGGCAAAAAGAACAAUGUCAAUGUCGCUUCGCUGACCCAGUCAGAAAUCAGAGACAUCAUCCUUGGUAUGGAAAUAUCUGCUCCCUCGCAGCAACGUCAGCAAAUUGCCGAAAUCGAAAAGCAAGCCAAGGACCAGUCGCAGCUGACAGCAACAACAACCCGCACAACGAACAUUCACGGCGAUGAGAUCAUCGUUUCGACGACAAGCAGUUACGAGAGAGCGACGUUUGCGUCGAAAACGGAGUGGCGAAUCAGAGCUAUAUCGGCAACCAAUUUGCAUUUGCGAACAAAUCAUAUCUAUGUGUCAUCAGACGAUAUCAAGGAGACUGGCUUCACCUAUAUUUUGCCGAAGAACAUCUUGAAGAAGUUUAUUGUAAUAUCAGAUCUGAGAACACAGAUCGCUGGCUACUUGUACGGCGUCAGCCCUCCUGACAAUCCGCAAGUGAAAGAGAUUCGCUGCAUUUCAUUGGUGCCUCAGUGGGGCACGCAUCAAACGGUGCACUUACCGAAUCAGCUGCCACAACAUGAUUACCUCAAGGAAAUGGAGCCCCUUGGCUGGGUGCAUACUCAACCAAACGAGCUGCCACAGCUGUCCCCGCAAGACGUGACUACACAUGCCAAAAUAAUGGCUGACAACCCAGCUUGGGAUGGUGAAAAGACAAUUAUAAUCACUUGCAGCUUCACCCCAGGCUCAUGUUCCUUGACGGCUUACAAACUGACUCCAUCUGGAUACGAAUGGGGCCGCAACAACAAAGAUACGGGCAACAACCCACGUGGCUACUUGCCGUCUCAUUACGAGAAGGUGCAAAUGCUUCUGUCCGACCGCUUCCUCGGCUUUUUCAUGGUGCCUGCCCAGGGAUCCUGGAACUUCAAUUUCAUGGGCGUACGUCACUCCGCAAACAUGCGUUACGAACUUCAACUGGCCAACCCCAAAGAGUUCUACCACGAGGUGCAUCGACCUUCGCAUUUCCUGAAUUUCAGCAACUUAGAAGAUGUUGAACAGGUCACCGAUCGCGAAGAUGCAUUUGCCUGAAGACAGUAAAGACGCCUUUCCCUUGAGGCUUCUGGAAAAUAAAAUCAACUGAAAAAGAUGAACGUGUUAUAAGCAGCAAAGUUGUUUAUUGUCGGUUGAGGUAUUACCAAAUAAACCAAACAGGUCCCCUGCUCAUGAUAGUCAUUAUCCCAAUCCUUCAAUCGAUAAGAGGAAGUAAAUCAUUUGAAACUUUUUUUCAAUUUUCCACUCUUCAGUCACCAUGAGCGGACUGUAUAUAAAUCAAACGAUACCUCUGCUUUUCAAAUUAACAAAACAAGCCAUAUUUAUAACUCGAAGUUGAAUCUUCGCUGAACUGUGUCGCUUAUAAGUACUACAGUCAAUUUUGACAAUAUAAAUCCUAUUAUUUAUGUAAUAUGCAUUGUACGUCUUACCAAACGCCCAGAAGGUUUUUACAUGACAUAAAAUCGACUUUGGUUUAUUUGCCUCCUCAUUAUAAUAGUUAUGUAGUCUCGUGGUUUUUAGCUUAACCGGCAGCAUAAAAUACCAAAGACGACCUUUUUCGUCAGUAUGUAUAUUAAAAAACCUAGUUGCUUAAACGUUUUGGUGACAGUAGAUGUUUCAAGAUAUGACUUAUUUUUACUUCACUUGGAAUCUUCUGAGAACCAUGCAAUCCCCAGUCCCUCCCGACAAUUUUUUUGUGAGGCCUUGGACAUAUGAUUAAUAUUGACCACGUAACGAUGCCGCUAGAAAUUUUGAUAUCAACAACAGUUCUACGACAGGGCAACCGAAAAUUGAAAUAUGCCCAAUUGUAUUAGAAAUUUGACUGGGUAAUUAAAAAAAUAUUGAAGAAAGCAAAGCAUUUUACUUUCUACUAGGCCUAUUGUUUUCUUACCUCUUGCUUGUCAGUUGGCCUGUUGCUACGUAGAUUUAGUUACUGAAAUGAACGAAAAAUGACCUGAAAAAAUAGACUGUACAACUAUUGCAGUUACAAGGGUUAUUAUGUUAACUUUUUAUCAUGAUAAUAUAAUAUGAUGUCUUUGUAUAAUUUAA